Messenger RNA from Musa acuminata subsp. malaccensis (wild Malaysian banana), 3038 nucleotides. Lineage: Eukaryota; Viridiplantae; Streptophyta; Magnoliopsida; Zingiberales; Musaceae. The record is from RefSeq and is a predicted model, not a curated record.
ACACAGUAUCCUGCGAACGCUGGACUCGACGAGGAGCCAUUACCUCUCACUAUAACCCGUUUUCUGCGGUACGUCCGUGUUGCCGUCCCGCUACAAACCCUCCCGACCCAGCCGCCCUCCCAACCUCAAUAUAGACGCUCGCUUUCUUCUCGCCUCCUCCACCGUUUUCCCCCUUCUUCACCCUCUGUUGCAACAUCCCCUCUUCCGCCAUAAUGGCUUCCUCCUUCUUCCGCACCCGCCUCCGCCCCGCCUGCCUGUCGAGCUUUCGCGUCCUCCUCUCCCGCCCACACCCCCAAUUAGUGUUAGGGUUUCGACUGCCCUUGGUUCCUUCCCCAUCCCCUUCCCCUUCCUCCCCAUGGCUCCCACCGCGUCUCUUCUCCUUCUCCACCACCGCCACCUCCUCCCCUCAAACCCUAGCCCCUGAUCCCAUCGCGACCGACGGCGACCCUCCGCCCGACCCAGCCGCCGUCUACCGGGAGCUACGCGCCGCCCAGGACGGCUCCGCCAAGCUCAGCCGCAGCGAGUGGGAGGCCCUUGUCGGGGUCUUCCGCUCCUUCGCCAAGUCCCCGUGGACCUCCGACCAGGCCCUCGCGCUUUACAUCCCCUCGUCCUUCUUCCCUACCGCUGCCCGCCGCUUCCGCCUCUUCUUCCUCCGCCGCUGCCCACCUGUCGCCUUCCGCCACCUCUCCGCCCUUGGUCCGUCCCUGGCCGCCGACCGCUUCCUCUUCCCCAUCUUCGCCGAGUUCUGCCUCCACGAGUUCCCGGACGAGCUCCGUGGGUUCCGCUCCUUGAUGGAGUCCGCUGACCUCACCCGCCCCCAUACCUGGUUCCCAUUCGCCCGUGCCAUGCGCCGCCGUGUGAUCUACCACUGCGGCCCCACCAACAGCGGGAAGACCCACAAUGCCCUCGUUCGCUUCAUGGAGGCCAGCAGUGGCAUCUACUGCAGUCCUCUUCGGCUCCUCGCCAUGGAGGUAUUCGAUCGGGUGAACGCCACCGGUGUCUACUGCAGCCUCCACACCGGUCAGGAAAAGAAGACGCUUCCUUUCUCCAACCAUGUCGCUUGCACCAUCGAAAUGGUAUCCACCGAGGAGUGUUACGACGUUGCUGUAAUCGAUGAGGUCCAGAUGAUGGCUGACCCCACACGGGGUUACGCCUGGACCCGUGCACUACUCGGCCUCAAGGCCGACGAGAUCCACCUGUGCGGAGACCCGAGCGUGCUGAAAGUAGUCGAGAAUGUUUGCAAGGAAACAGGCGAUGACCUGGAGGUGAACCGCUACGAGCGGUUCAAGCCCCUGGUGGUAGAGGCGAAGACAUUGCUAGGCAAUAUGACAAAUGUGCGAUCAGGUGACUGCAUCGUGGCCUUCUCGAGGAGGGAGAUCUUUGAGGUGAAGAUGGCAGUUGAGAAGUUGACCAAGCACAAAUGCUGUGUUAUCUAUGGAGCACUGCCGCCAGAGACCAGGCGUCUGCAGGCUAGCUUGUUCAAUGAUCAGGACAAUGAGUACGAUGUUCUGGUGGCUAGUGAUGCUGUGGGGAUGGGCCUGAAUCUGAACAUAAGAAGGGUUGUUUUCUAUUCAUUAUCGAAAUACAAUGGUGAUAAAAUGGUGCCAGUUCCCGCAUCCCAGGUGAAGCAAAUAGCUGGAAGAGCCGGACGGAGAGGGAGCGUUUACCCUGACGGCCUUGCGACAACCUUCAUUUUGGAUGAUUUGGAUUAUUUGAUCGAGUGCUUGCAGCAACCAUUUGAGGAGGUGAAGAAAGUUGGACUGUUUCCAUUCUUUGAGCAGGUGGAGUUGUUUGCUGCACAGUUCCCGAAAGCAACUUUCUGUGAGCUUUUGGACAAGUUCCGUGAGAACUGCCGCCUUGAUGGUUACUAUUUCUUGUGUCAGCAUGAUAGUGUUAGAAAAGUUGCCAACAUGCUGGAAAAGAUACCGGUCUUGUCGCUUCAAGAUCGUUUUAAUUUCUGUUUUGCACCAGUCAAUAUUAGGGAUCCCAAGGCAAUGUAUCAUCUCCUUCGUUUUGCUUCACACUAUAGCCAGAAUCGCCCGGUUACUAUAGCAAUGGGGAUGCCAAAAGGUUCAGCUAAAAAUGAUGCUGAGUUGUUGGACCUUGAGACAAAGCAUCAGGUUUUGUCAAUGUACAUGUGGUUAUCGCAUCAUUUCAAGGAGGAUACAUUUCCUUAUGCGCGCAAGGCUGAGACAAUGGCCACGGACAUUGCCGAUUUACUCGGUCAGUCUCUAGCAAAAGUUUGUUGGAAGCCUGAAUCAAGACCACAGGGAAGACCAAGGGCUCCAGAGCAGGAUGUUCACGAUGAGGCAAUACCUGUUUCUAAAGAUGAAUAUGAAAGGUCAAUAUCACUUGUUCAAACAUUUACAAUGGGAAAGCAUAAUCAAUCCGGACAAAGUAAUCGUUCAAAGGGGUUUGUCAUCUGACGAAUGUUGCUUGCGGGAAUCUUUUGCCAUGAAUCUGUGUGUUCUUUUGUCGAUGAUCAACUUUUCAGUAGUUGUGCCACCGAGUUUCUUGUGUCUCCAUGGGCUUUAUGGACGGCUUUGGGAAAGGAGAUAAUUAACUUGUGGUCAAAGAGGCGCCUGUGUUGCAAAUGAAGGUUUUGUUCCUUUCAGCAGAAUUACUUACAAGGUGGUGAAUAUGGUUGUUGCUUAAUCUAACAUGUUUUUUUAGCCUAGAAGUUCUUCAUCUGACAGAUAAUUUCAUUGGAAGCAAAUUUUAGUUAAUUUAGGUCAACGUGAAGAAGGUAAAUCUCGAUUUAUCUAUUGUCCCUGCAGGCCAAACAAUUUGAAAGACUGAAUCCUCAAUUUUGGAUGAAUGGGGAACCGGAUUAGCUGGUGUUUCUGUCUAGGUAAUCACAUUUGGACAGCAUUCUUGACCUCACUAAUUUAUCAAACUGUGAUGUCUUGUGAGGUUGAGUGUAUUUGUUAUUUCAAAUAACAGUGUCUUGUCAAAUUAGCCACUCUUUUGUGUGGUCAAAAUUUGUAAACUUGAGGGGUUAAGGCUACCUGUAAUGAAGAAAUUGCAAUAACCAUGAA